Molecule: messenger RNA, 4194 nt
Organism: Peniophora sp. CBMAI 1063
Lineage: Eukaryota; Fungi; Basidiomycota; Agaricomycetes; Russulales; Peniophoraceae
Source: the annotation of a GenBank genome assembly
AUGUCCGACUCUGAGCCUGCCUCGCAGCCUCGGCGGUCCCAGCGCGAUAAGCGCCAGUCUCAGCCUUUUCUCUCCAGCUCGCAACUAAAGCGGAAACGGAGCGACGACACCGACGACGAGGGUGCGACGGACGCUGUUUCUGAACACAAUGACGAGCCCAGUGAUGAGGAAGAAGAGGAAGAAGAAGAGGGAGAGGCGUAUGUUGCGCCGAAGAAGACUGCCGCUGCGGGUGGCGCCAAACGCGGCAGAGCCAAGGCAGCGACCACGACGACCCGCACUCGUGCACCCAAAGCAAAGCCGGCGACAACUACCACUCGCGGUCGCCGGAAACCCCGGGCCGGUGCGGAAUACGAUGCGGACGCUGUGGCGAAGGAGACGAGGUUGAACACGGAUAAUGCUCUUUUCAACGCCAUUAUGAACCCAUCUACUGCUCUGAAACUCACCGCAGAGGAGUUCAUGGACUCGCUCUCAAACGACCCGAAUACUGCACUAGCCGACCUGGUGAACUGCAUGUUCCGCGCCUGUGGUUGCAACGAGUCUGUCAGCCCUGAUGUGGCGGUGGACGAAGACGGCGUGGUGGACAGGCUGGACGAGAUAACCGAACUCUUGAAGCAGGACGACUCGCCCGUCUACCCUCUAACCUCGAAACUGCCCAUGUUCAAGAAGUUCCGCAAGUCCCUCGCAGAGUUUCUUCACAGACUUGUCGCCGCCUCGGCCGAGACGGGGCUGAUGUAUACAACUGUCUUCAUCGACGUCUUCAAGCACUGGGUCGCAGCCAUGUCCUCCUCCCAGGUCCGCUCUUUCCGUCACACAGCUACUGUGCUGGCGCUCGAGGUCGAGACCGCUCUCUGCGACGUCGCUGCGGCCGUGGACAAAGAAGCUAGCACGACUGAACGUCAGCUAGAAGCCGAGAAGAAGCGGAAGGGCAGUGCGGGCGCAAAAGCCAAGGGCGCCAGCCGCGUCAAAGAGCUCGAGGCCAAGGCGGCCGAGAUCAGCGAACGCAAGGAGAACCUAACGGAAACUCUCAAAGCGCUUACCGACGGUGUAUUCGUAAACCGAUACCGCGACCUCGACCCGGCAAUCCGUGCCGAAUGCAUCCACGCACUCGGUCAGUGGUUCGCGAAGUACCCGGCCUACUUCAUCCUCGAAGGCAACUACCUCCGCUACGUCGGCUGGACACUUUCGGACCAGAACAACCCCGUCCGGCUCGAGUCCGUUAGAGCGCUCGCGAACAUAUACGAUAAUCCGGACCAUAUUGGCAGUUUGCAGGCGUUCACGGAGAGGUUCAAGACAAGAUUCGUAGAGAUGGCGGAGAGGGAUACGGACCUAGCCGUUAGGGUGUCGAUGAUUCAAGUUCUGAGCGCUAUCGAUGCUCACGAGCUGCUCAACGACGACGAGAGGGAGGAACUGUGCCUGCUAGCUUACGACCCCGAGGCUCGCGUACGGAAGGCUGUGAGCGGGUUUGUACAGGGCGUAUGGGCCGACCUUGUCAAAGAACGCCUAUCCGGGCGCAAAGCGAGCGAGCAGGAGACGAGCCGUGCGGGCGUGAAGGCGCUGGGCACACUACUCGUAAGGCUGGGCAAGGCGCUCGAGAAGAAAGUGGAGGAAGAGGAGGAGGACACAGCCGACGAGAUGAGAGCGGAUGGCGCGUCUGGUCUGUUAAGGCUGGGGCACCUCAUGGCGAUUGUCAAUGGCGAGAGCAAGAGCCGGGUCGCUUUUGCUGUCGAGGCCCUCUGGGAUGACGUGGAGCCCGUGAGGGAUUGGGAGGCCCUGCUCGAUGUGCUUCUACUUGAUCACUCUGCUGAGGAGGCAAAUCAGGGCCAGGGAAGGAAGAGGAAGGGCAAGGCGAAGCCGACGCAGAGCGAUGCAACUGUCGACGAGGCGUGGAGGUUGGAGGAGGUUGAGGAGGCGACAUUACUGGAAGUUCUUGUUACGUCUUUGAGCAAGGCAAAGGCGGACGCUGUCGCUAGCACGAAGAAGAACGAAGGAGAGAAUGUCGUCUCCGACAUCACUCGUGCACUCAUCAAGGGCCUUCCCGCGCUUUUCGCGAAGCAUCAAGCAGACGAGAAGCGCAUAGCCCAAGUACUCCUCAUUCCACCGCUCAUGGACUUCGACCUGUACCUCGAGAUGCGCAUGAUGACCGCGUACGAAGCCCUCUGGGACGACAUUAUCAAGCAAUUCACCUCUCAUUCUUCGCCUACGAUCAUCUCGCACUGUAUAACAUCAAUCCUGCACCUGCUCGAAUCCACAUCCCUCUCUGCCAUCAACACAACCAAACUGACCGAACUCUCCGACGAGCUCUCCAGUUCACUCCGAGAACUCGUCGCGGGGCGGGAAGAGUUGGCUAUCACCAGUCUGAACGAGGACGAGGUCGGGCAUCUCAGCGCAAUAUGUUCGAGGAUCGCGGCGCUGGUGCAAAAGAGGGAUAUGGGCGAUUGGAUGGAGGAGGAUGAAGGGGGAAAGCAGAGCAGUGUGGCUGACAUCGUCAACGCGUUGGCUGAUCGUGGGAAGUUGGGGUACAGGGAGGAAGAGACGAUGGUUCAGGAAUGCCUCGUCACUCUUUCCGUACACUUCAUGUGGAAAGCCGUUGCUCUACCUGAGGAGACCGAGGAAGAGGUGCCUCUGCAUGAGACAUACAUCGAACAACGCGAGGUAUUCCUCAAGAAACUCGUCGAGUUCGCUGUGGGUACACAGUCCAAUACGUCCGAAGAGGUCCAACGAGUGGGGUUCAAACAGCUCAUGCACAUCCACGUCUUGUUCAGCCAAAGGGCGUCGCCGGAUCCCCUACUUGCUUUGGCGCUGGAUGAGGAGGUCCAGGACAGGUGUACCGUAUACAUCGAAGCGGAGAUCGAGAGGUUCGCGGAGGAGAUUGAAGAGCUGACGGAUGAAGAGGAGAGUCAGGAAGAGGAGGAAGGCUCAGAUGCGGAGGACACGCAGACGAUCAAGAAGCGCAAGCGGGCAGCAAACGGCAACGCGAAACCCAAACCCACUGCGAACGGCGCGAACGUCCGACGCACGCAACUCGAGCGUCAGCUCCUCUUCAAUGAUCUCGUCAAUUCGUUCACACGCGCAAUCGUCACGGGCGCCAUUCAUCCCAAACAUGGCAAGGUCAUCUUCGUGCACUAUGGCCGCCUGGGCAAGAUGUGUGACCUGGCGAGUGCGAAGGCGCUGAUGGAGUUCGUGAGGGAUUCCGGUUUGUAUGACCAGCAGGGGGAGAUGGUCGUCUCGAUCGUCAUCGAGUCGCUGCGCGAUGCGUUCAAACUGCAUCUAGAAGGUGUUGUAGGCGACGAGACGCAGUCAGUGGCGCUCGCCAAGCUGCUCGUGGGAACACUGAUGAAGCGUGGCGCGCACCUUUCCAUCGAGCGCAAGCUCCCAUCGGAACAUAUCGUCUCCAUCCACACUACCUUGCUCUCCUGGAUCAUCAAGCAGGUCGGCGGGCAUGAGGUCAAUAAGAACAAGAAGGCGAGGAACUCUGCCAUCCUGUUCUUCCGCGUGUUGCAGCCUUUGUUGGGACCAGUCGAUGAGCGCGAUGCUCUGAGAAUUAAGGCGCACAUGGAUCAAGCACUUGCGCAGGCAAAGUUGCAGGUCUCAGCGACAUCGCCCGUGUGGGAACCACAACGCGCCUAUGAGCGCCGAUUGAAUAACAUAAUGACCAAGGGCAAAGGUGGCGCUGGAAGGGGCAAGAAGGCCAAGACGACCGCGAACCCGACCACCACGGACGAGGAGCUAUCCGGCCUGUCCGAGGCAGAGAUCGAGCAAGACCUCGCGCCAGCGCCCAAACCUCGUCCACGCGCCCGACGCAUACGCAACACCCGCGCCCGUCAAGCCUCUGCACCGCCUUCCGAACCCGACGAGCCGGAACCUCAACCCCGUACGCCUGCCAGACCCAUACGGAAGAACCCCUCGCCAAGGAAAGCCGUCACGUCCUCCGAAUCACCAAAUAAGACGCCGCAACGGCGCAGCUCGCGCGCGCCCUCCGAAGCCAUGGAGGAGGACCGUGAGGCAACUCCCAAGGCGUCUACCUCUACAAGACGUAAACGCGCGCGGGAAGAGGAAGAGGACGAAGAGAUGACGGAUGACGUCGUGCCGCCGUCGCCAAUCUCGAACGGCGUGCGUGCGAGUCCCGUGGCCCCACCUUCGCCAGCGAGCUCGCAGGCGAGCGUGAGGAUCACGCGUAAGCGCGCGAGACGAUGA